AUGCUGCUGAACCCUGUCACCACCACUCCCUUCUCGGUCAAUGACAUCCUCAGGCUGGAGCGCGAGCAGAGUGGCCCUGAGGCCUUGAAACUCCGGGGAGCACGGAGAAGCCCGGAAAACUCUCAGUACUGGCGACUGGUCCCAGAACCUAGGUCAGAGGUUCACAACUCCGAUGGCGGAGGCCGCGGCCAAAGGGACAGAACGCAGGACUUGGGGCCUCCUGGGGAUCCCGGUGAGACGGUCGCAGAGAUUCACGCGGAACUGGUCGGAAUGCCAAGGCCCGGCCGCAGCGCAGCCUCGCCCCUCGGCGGCGGGACCCGGGUGCCGGAGCGCGACGAAGGCCACGGCGGGGACGGCGCCGAGCAGCGGCGGGAGCGGCAGCGGCGGAAGCCUCGCGUGCUCUUUUCGCAGGCGCAGGUGGGGGCUCUGGAGCGUCGUUUCAAGCAGCAGCGGUACCUGUCGGCGCCGGAGCGCGAGCACAUGGCCGGCGCACUGCAGCUCACGCCCACGCAGGUCAAGAUUUGGUUCCAAAACCGGCGCUACAAGUGCAAGAGGCAGCGCCAGGACAAGUCCCUGGAACUGGCGGGCCGCCCGCUAACGCCGCGCCGCGUGGCGGUGCCCGUGCUGGUGCGAGACGGCAGGCCCUGCCUGCGCCCCGGCGCGGCGGCUUUUCCCGACCCCUACGGCGCGGCCGCAGCGCUCUUCUCCUCCUACGGGGGCUGUGCGGGCGCCCCCUUCAGCGCGGGCUACUGCGCGGGCUACGCCGUCGCGCCCCCGGCGCCUGCGCCACCUGCACCCCUGGUCGGUGCGUGCUUCGGCGCGGGUGGCUCGAGCGCCAGCCCGCAGAGCCAUCUGCCGGCCACGCUGCGGGGUGUGCGGGCCUGGUGA
This is a messenger RNA of Manis pentadactyla (Chinese pangolin), 888 nucleotides long. It is a transcript of the gene NKX2-6, whose product is annotated as NK2 homeobox 6. Gene Ontology annotation, molecular function: DNA-binding transcription factor activity, RNA polymerase II-specific; RNA polymerase II cis-regulatory region sequence-specific DNA binding. The transcript is spliced from 2 exons. Gene Ontology annotation, biological process: regulation of transcription by RNA polymerase II; cell differentiation. Bases 1 to 888 code for a protein of 295 amino acids. The record is from RefSeq and is a predicted model, not a curated record. NCBI's taxonomy places the organism in Eukaryota, Metazoa, Chordata, Mammalia, Pholidota, Manidae. Gene Ontology annotation, cellular component: nucleus.